AGAAGCGCAGACCUUAGUCCCUUGGUUCAUCGCAGUCUUCACAAACCAUAUUCCACCAAAUGAUGAGUCUCAAAGUUCAUUCAAUUGCUUCAAUAAUAGUCUCUAUACUCUUUUCCCUCGUCUUGACUUCAGAAUGUGGAGUCAUUGUGGUCUACUGGGGCCAAAAUGUAAUGGAAGGCACCUUGCGCGAUACAUGUUCCUCUGGAUUGUAUCGGGUUGUUAACAUAGCCUUCCUCCCAACUUUUGGCAGUGGUCAAACUCCUAAGCUGAACCUAGCUGGUCAUUGUGAGCCUUCAUCUGGGGGCUGUAAAAAAUAUAGCGAGGACAUUCGCCAGUGUCAAAGCCAAGGAAUUAAGGUCAUGCUCUCAAUAGGCGGUGGCACCGGGAACUAUUCUUUAUCAUCAGCCAAUGAUGCCAAGCAAGUGGCUGAUUAUUUGUGGAACAACUUUUUAGGGGGAAAAUCAAAUUCAAGACCACUAGGUGAUGCUGUUUUGGAUGGUAUCGACUUCGAUAUUGAACUUGGCCAAGGCCAAUCUUAUUAUGCUGCUUUGGCUCAAGCAUUGUCUGGUUACAGCAAGCAAGGCAAAAAAGUGUACUUAACUGCAUCACCACAGUGUCCAUUUCCUGAUAAGAAACUCAAUGCUGCCCUUAGCACUGGACUCUUUGACUACGUAUGGAUCCAGUUCUACAAUAAUCCUAUGUGUGAGUACACUUCUAGCAGUCCCAACAACUUCGAAAAUUCAUGGAAGAAAUGGACAUCAUCAAUAAAAGCAAAUCAAUUUUUUGUUGGACUUCCGGCUUCAAAGAUGGCUGCUAAAAGUGGUUUUGUUCCAGAACAGGAUCUAAAAUCGAAGGUCCUGCCGUUCGUGAAAACAUCAUCAUCAAAAUAUGGUGGCAUCAUGCUUUACGAUCGAAGCAAUGAUAAGCAGAGCAACUAUGGUUCUGCUGUGAAGGGCAGUGUUUGAGUUUAAUAUAUAAGCCACCAUGUUAUUACUAAAUAAAAAACCCAGAAGAGUAAUGUGGCCUAAUAAUGAAGCCACCAUGUUAUUACUACUUCUGCUGUGAGCAUGUUAUUUGUGUAAUCACUAAAAAACCUUAUUAUCAAUAAUACACCAAUAAUUGUCCUUGUACUUUUA
Coffea eugenioides is the source of this 1136-nucleotide messenger RNA. RefSeq names its product basic endochitinase-like. Gene Ontology annotation, molecular function: chitinase activity. Gene Ontology annotation, cellular component: extracellular region. The transcript has a single exon. Bases 60 to 965 code for a protein of 301 amino acids. Gene Ontology annotation, biological process: carbohydrate metabolic process. The record is from RefSeq and is a predicted model, not a curated record. NCBI's taxonomy places the organism in Eukaryota, Viridiplantae, Streptophyta, Magnoliopsida, Gentianales, Rubiaceae.